Messenger RNA from Onychostruthus taczanowskii (white-rumped snowfinch), 2321 nucleotides. RefSeq names its product acyl-CoA dehydrogenase family member 11-like. Gene Ontology annotation, molecular function: oxidoreductase activity, acting on the CH-CH group of donors. Lineage: Eukaryota; Metazoa; Chordata; Aves; Passeriformes; Passeridae. The transcript has 14 exons. The coding region runs from base 81 to 2006 and encodes 641 amino acids. The record is from RefSeq and is a predicted model, not a curated record.
AGGACUGGUGCUGCUGUUGGGCGAGGAAGGCUGUCUGCAGGUGAGAGCUGUAGGCGAGACCCCCAGGGCUGUGCUGGAUCAUGUUUGCCGGUCGCUUACCCUGGCGGAGAUCCAGUGUCACGUGCAAGUUGUGGCAAUCGGGUCACUUUCUGCCUUGGGGCCGGUGCCAAAUGUUGAGUAUUAAAGGAAUCAACACCACCGUGGGGCAGGAGCAACAGGCCAGCAUGAAGGAAAAACAAGUGUCAGAAGAUUUGGAAAUGCGCCUCCCAAGGAGAGAUGCAGAGGUCCUCUUCCAAGAGCAGCCUGAGACUGGGAACCAGUACUUGGAAGACACUUUGCUUUGGAGUUACUUGAAAACACACCUUCCUCCCAAGGUCCUAGAGGAGGUGCAUCAGGACCUGGAGAGGUUUGGAAACCGCCUGCUGACCAAGAUCCAGCCUCUGAGUUGGGAAUGUGAGCUGAACCCCCCUGUGUUCCGGCAGUACGAUGCCUGGGGGCAGCGCGUGGAUCACAUCCACACCUGCUCAGCAUGGAGGAGGAUGAAGGAGAUUUCAGCAGAGGAAGGGCUGAUUGCUGAGGCCUAUGAGAAGAGAUACUCCAACUGGAGCCGCCUGUACCAGGCUGUCAAACUGUACUUGUUCUCAAGCUCCUCUGGAGGUUUCAGCUGUCCACUGGCCAUGACUGAUGGCGCAGCCAAAGUCAUUGAGUCACUGGGUAUUCCUGGAUCUCUGAAAAACGCUUUUGACCGUCUGACAUCCCGUGACCCUGAGAAGUUCUGGACCUCUGGCCAGUGGAUGACCGAGCGAAGGGGUGGCUCGGAUGUUGCAAACGGCACCGAGACCAUGGCCAGGAAGCAGCCAGAUGGCACCUAUCGUCUGUAUGGAUUUAAGUGGUUCACAUCAGCAGCUGAUUCUGAUAUGGCAUUAACCCUGGCCAGGAUAGCAGAUGCUGAAGGACAGUGUACCCAGGGCUCCAGAGGCCUGUCCCUGUUCUUCCUGAGGGUUCGGGAUGAGGAGGGGAAGCUGAACAACAUCGAGGUGCAAAGGCUGAAGGACAAGCUGGGCACGAGGCAAAUGGCAACAGCAGAGCUGUGGCUGCAAGGAGCCAGAGCAGAGCUGAUCUCUGCAGAGGGCCGUGGAGUGGCCGCCAUCUCCAACAUGCUGAACAUCACUCGGAUCCACAACGUCAUUGGUGCAGUGGCUUCCAUGAGAAGGAUGAUCAGUCUGAGCAGGGACUAUGCCUGCAAGCGCAUGGCCUUUGGGAAGCUCCUCAAGGACCAUCCCCUGCACAUGCAGACAAUAGCCCGGAUGGAGGUGCAGGUGAGAGGGGCGUUUCUGCUGCUCAUGGAGAUCGUUCGCCUGCUGGGCCUGGCUGAAACCAACCUGGCGAGUGAGCAGGAGCAGCUGCUGCUGAGGCUGCUCAUCCCAGUGGCCAAACUGUACACGGGGAAACAGGCUUCUGCCGUAGCUGUUGAGGCGAUGGAGAGUUUUGGGGGCCAAGGUUACAUGGAGGACACAGGCUUGCCAGUCAUACUCCGGGAUGCUUUGGUGCUGUCCAUAUGGGAGGGAACAACAAAUAUCCUGUCCCUGGAUGUGCUGCGAUCCCUCGCCAAGAGCCAAGGGCAGGCGAUGGCUGUGUUCCUGUCCACAGUGCAGAAAAAGCUGGAGCUGGCUUCAGGCACUGAGGAACUGUCCCCAGCCGUGCAGCGGGCACGGGAAGCCAUCGGGAGCCUCCGCCAGUUCCUGGCAGCCGCGGGCUCAGAGCGGGCACUGACCAUGGAGCUGGCAGCCAGGGACUUCUCCUACAGCCUGGCACGGAUCUACACAGGAGCUCUCUUAAUGGAACACGCGGCUCGGCCUGACGCUUCCCGCACAGACGUCUGCGCUGCCCUGAGGUGGUGCAACCAGGAGCUGUGUCCGGUGGCCGUGGAGUCAGGGAGGGGCAGCUACGGGGAGGGGGCAGCGCUCCAGGACAGCGCCCUGGUGCUCGGGAACAGCCGGCUCUGAGCGCCCGCCGCCCCGCACGGACACGCAGCCCCCAAAUCCUCAGGUACCUGCAGAUUCCAGGUGUGGUGGAAUGUCCCGUUCCACAAGGAGCCAGAUCAAAUCCUUUAGGAGUGACCCCCACCUGCCCCGGGCUGAAAUCCACGGCUUUGAAGUUCACUUCAAGGUGCUGGAAUGUUCUCACAGUGCUUUAGGCAAAGUCCAAGUGAUAAAAUCCAGACAAGAGCUGGAAGCAGCAGCUCUUCAAGUGCCAGCACUCUUCUUUUUUAAGAAAACCAACCAAAAUCAAACUGAAGCUGAUUAAAUCCAGAAACCCAC